This is a messenger RNA of Lycium ferocissimum, 1881 nucleotides long. RefSeq lists its product as uncharacterized. The record is from RefSeq and is a predicted model, not a curated record. Bases 148 to 1683 code for a protein of 511 amino acids. Lineage: Eukaryota; Viridiplantae; Streptophyta; Magnoliopsida; Solanales; Solanaceae. The transcript has a single exon. Gene Ontology annotation, cellular component: catalytic step 2 spliceosome.
UUCCUUACCCCUUCACAAAUCUGUCGGCGCCACCAUAUUGCCACUGUUAUUCCCAAUUCUAAAAAUAUAUAUAUAUCCUCCGAUCUUCGUCUUCUCCUCUCGUCAUAGUUUUCCAGAAAAAGUACCCUCAGGAAUUUGAUAUCAACCAUGUUGUUGUCACCAGGCCACUCCCCACGCCACCUCUCAACCCCAUCUCCUUCACCAUCCCAAAACCCUAAUAAUUCCUCAACACUACAACCACUACCAACAACCAAUAAUAAACGCAAUUCCAACAAAGUACUAGAUGAAGACACAUACGUAGCCGCAAUUGAGAAAAUAAUCGAACGUGAUUUCUUCCCUGACAUACCCAAACUUCGUGAUCGUCUUGAUUGGCUCGAAGCGGUUCGAACCCGUGACCCGGUCCAAAUCCGUGAUGCUCAGUUAAAAAUCAUCGAACGAAGGGGAAAUAGAGCUAUUGGAUCAAACACUGAAGGUAAAUUACAAACCCCAAGUUCAAGUUCCACUUUUUUUCGAAAUUCCAGUACUACCCCUUUUGAUAAUGAUCUUUAUAAAACACCCAUUACCCCUAAUGGUAACUGUUUUACUACUGCUGGUAAUAAUGUUGUGGGUGAGGCGGAUAAAGUGGAUGUGUCGUUGACGUUGGAUGAGUUUUUUAGGAGGUAUACGAGUGAGGAUAACGAAAGUUUUUCGAAAAUUAUUGAGAAAGUGAAUAGGAAAAGGAAGGAGAAAUAUGGGUAUUUGUUGGAAGGUGAAAAGGAAGAGGAGAUGGGGUUGAUUGAGGAUGGUUCGAAGAGGGUGAAGGUUGUUACCGAUGGAUAUGGGACGUCGGAUCAGCCAUUAGCGACGUUGGAGGGGUGGAAAUAUGUAUCGAAGAAUUUGUUGAUGUAUCAUCCGGCGGAUAAUGGGGAAGUAGCGUUGACGGAAGAGGAAAGAGCGGUGAGACUUAAUGGAUUGACGAAAGAAGUUAGUAAGGUGAAUACGAGGUUUCAUGGUAAGAUGAUGGAAUCGCAGCAGUCGAGAGAGGAUGAGACGGUGGCUGUGCUUUAUGCCCCUGUUAAUGGGGGAACUCCGGUUCCGUUCCAUGACAGAGGGGACAAGACGAAGAAGUAUGAUUUGGAUGAUCUAAGGAAGACACCGAAUCAGUUCUUUGUUGAGUCGGGAAAGAAGGCUGAGAAUGGGUAUAGUUUUGUGAGUACUCCUUCACCCGCACCUGGUGUGGAUGAAUCACCGUUUAUAACCUGGGGAGAAAUUGAAGGAACGCCUUUGCGGUUGGAGCAGGAGGAUACGCCUGUUGAUAUUGGUGGAAGUGGUGAAGGUCCUCAGUAUAAGAUUCCAAAUCCACCCUCUAGAGAUGUAAAGGCGCAUUCUUUAUCUCGUGAAGCUGCUCGUAAGUUGAGGGAGAGGUCAAAGAUGUUUCAGAAACCACCAUUGCAUACACCAGUUAGAGGAGGGAGUGCUAGUCCAGGUGCACGCACUCUUUCGCCUGCUGCACAGAAGUUUAUGCGGAAAGCAAUCGCCAAGUCUUCUCACUCUUUAGAUGAAUCUCUCCGAGCAAGUUACCGUGGUGCAAGUCCUGGACCGAGUACUCCGAAAACUGGCAGGAGUUUAUCAAGGCUAGGAAGAGAAGGUAGUCUAGAUUCCAAGUCACCAUCUGUAAGAGAAGGAUCUAAUCCUCCUUGGUAAUUGUAUUAUAGCAAUGUUAUAUUGGUAAUUACCUGUUCCUUAUCAAAAAAAAAAUAUUGGUAGUUACCUGUUAACUGUACUAAAUCUUUGUCUCUUUUACCUAAGAUUUACUAAAUGUUGUCUUUGCAUCAGUUGAUGGCUGUAAAUGUUGACAUCUUGGAUUUGCUAGUUAUGAUUAUGCAUAAUCCCUUUUUCUUG